Opisthocomus hoazin is the source of this 243-nucleotide messenger RNA. RefSeq names its product transmembrane protein 234 (gene TMEM234). Lineage: Eukaryota; Metazoa; Chordata; Aves; Opisthocomiformes; Opisthocomidae. The record is from RefSeq and is a predicted model, not a curated record.
AUCCGCUUCCUGGGCCUCAGCUACAAGUACAUGGUGCCAUUUCUGCUCAAUCAAGGUGGAUCUCUCCUCUUCUACCUCACCUUGGCAUCUGCAGAUCUGUCCCUGGCAGUGCCGCUCUGUAACUCCCUGGCUUUGAUAGUCACGCUGGUGACUGGGAGGAUUCUGGGAGAGGACAUCGGUGGUAAAAGGGCUGUGGCAGGAGUCACUGUCCUAGGAGUCACGCUCUGUGUAGCUGGUUCGUGA